Molecule: messenger RNA, 2346 nt
Organism: Cladophialophora yegresii CBS 114405
Lineage: Eukaryota; Fungi; Ascomycota; Eurotiomycetes; Chaetothyriales; Herpotrichiellaceae
Exons: 6
Coding region: 1-2346 (781 amino acids)
Cellular component (GO): cytoplasm
Source: RefSeq, a predicted model, not a curated record
AUGCCGUUCUUCAAAGAGCUGCGCCGACGAUCAAAAGCCAGUUUCCGAACUUCCGAUUCCUCAACAGAGUCGAAUGGUACGGUGCCAACUGCCAAAUCCUCAUCCACCCUCAACUCCACGCCAGGAAGCACCACACCGCCGUCCACCUAUUAUGCCAAUGGGUCUUCUCAUAAUGUAUUGGGCAGCGUUAAGAGCAAUGGCGACACCCCACCUCCGAUCCCUCAGAGACCAAGCGUCAUGGUGCCAAGCUCAAACCGCAAUAGCAUGAUAGCUCUGUCUCCAUCUGGCUCCAAUGGCACCAUACGAGUACCUCCGCCGACCUCCAUGUACGCGCCCCGGGUGACUUCUAUCUUGGACAACUCAGUGGUCCAUCACAAGCUGCUGUUGGUGAAUGGAGAAAUAGGCGAUCCCAAUCAGAAGCCCAUGGAUGGCAAUUUGACGGUUCACCACGACAAGGACGGACAGGCGUUUCCACCUACCAACUGGCCAGUCUCAGAUUCAUAUUUCAAGGCUUUGAUCUACCUAUCACCUGGCUGGAAUAGAAUACGCUUCGACUUCACGUCGCCAUCAUUGAGCCGCCACAGCAAUGGGGUCACGCCUACGAUGCAUUCCUCCUACAUUAUGCUAAACUACCUUCCGUUGAAUAGCGCACCGCCUUUACAGCUGGUGAUCCUCGUUGGGAAGGAUUCACCCUGUACAUACGAUGCGGUACCGCAAAGAAUACAGAAUGAAGGAAAUGACCUGUCGAUGGCCAUUAGAAAGUUUCGAAUGGCUGCUCAUCUGUGGCAGACAUUUACGGCCGAACAGAUGUAUCGACACAAGUUCGGUCGCAGAUGUUUCAGGUUCGAAGAAGAGUGGCAGACGGGCACUCUGUCCAUCCGGGACUGGGAGAUCGGGACCAUGAAAAAUGAAACUAGGAUUCAUGUUGUACGCUCAGACAGAACUACCGAAGAGCUGCAGAGUCUUGAGUAUGCACAGCAAUAUGGUCCGGCGGCGAAGAAGGGGGACCUGUACUCGAUUGCUGCAGAUGCUGUCAAGAAACAUUUCAACAUCCGCCCUGGACAGAAGCAAUACGUCGCUUGUAUGCUUCUCGAUUCGCAUUGGGAUCCAGACGCGGGCACAAUCCGAGGACAUGCUGCGCUAGGCGGUACCGGUGAUGACCUCGGCCUUGCCAUUUUCGGUUCUCACGCUCUUCAGAGCUACCCAUCCUCCAUUGAAGAAAUAGUUCCAGCUUUCAGUGACUGCACACGGACAGAUACCAAAUACGUCGCAAACGAUUGCAAUGAGUCUGGAAGCAGUUGGGAAGCUGCGAAUAUCGGCAUUGGGGCUCAUCUGCAUGAAGUUGGCCACCUGUUCGGCUGUCCACAUCAAGAGAAUGGAGUCAUGCUCAGGGACUACGUCCGGCUAAAUCGAACAUUCCUAGUCAGGGAGCCGUUUUCAACAAGAACGAAAUCACAAGGGCUGCCGAUCUGCCGGCCAGAAGACGAAUGCGCCUGGCAUCGACUCGACGCUCUGCGAUUUCGGCACCACCCCUGCUUCAGAAUACCCAGCGACGAAUCUCUGCCACAAGACGACAGCAUCCAGUAUUUCCCGGUCGGCAACGGCAGUGUAAUCUGUUCUGCGGCAUCAGGAAUAGCCUUCGUUGAAAUUCGAACGCCCGAUGACGAAUUGUGCCGACAGUGGCUUGAUUUCACCACAACCGAUCCUCGCCGCAGCGUCAUGCCCCGACAAAUCUCCCUCGCAGAAGCUGAUAUCCGAGCACGUCUCCCUGAGGACAAGAAGAAAGCCAAGGUGUCUCUCACCAUCUUCUGCGGCAGUUCUCGGAGUGAGCAGAUCGAGGACUUGGAAGAUCUCUUAUCGAAAAAGAAUAUCGUCGCACUACCUCAUUCCUUCGACACACGGCUGGGCUUCCGAAGCAAAAAGUUGGGCCACUCUCAGCUAGAGGGUUCUCAACCGAUCGAGUUAAUUCUGGAGAGCACUCAUCUGCAGACGAAACUUCUGACUUCUGUCAGGGUGUAUUCUGGAUAUGCACUUGACGGAAUAGAGUUCUGCUAUGAGGAUGGUCACAGUCAGCUGUUCGGCAAGAGAGGAGGUAAGCCUGGUGGGGAUGAGUUCUUCCUGGAUACUCGGCGUGGGGAGACCAUCCUCGGUUUCUACCUGCGCGCUGGCCUGUGGAUCGACGGAAUCGAGAUCUUGACCAGCACCGGUCGGAGAUCAGGUGUCUUUGGUAAUGCAACCGGUGGCUCGGGGCACACUUUGAUGGCCCCUCGAGGUUACAGCCUCGCAGGAAUUUCUGGCAGUUGUGGAUCGUGGGUGGAUGGUUUCCAGAUCAUCAUCACACGAUAA